Messenger RNA from Electrophorus electricus (electric eel), 1624 nucleotides. It is a transcript of the gene bicdl2l, whose product is annotated as bicaudal-D-related protein 2-like. NCBI's taxonomy places the organism in Eukaryota, Metazoa, Chordata, Actinopteri, Gymnotiformes, Gymnotidae. The record is from RefSeq and is a predicted model, not a curated record. Gene Ontology annotation, biological process: vesicle transport along microtubule; Golgi to secretory granule transport.
AAGCGUAAGCUUUAGAGACACAGCCUGUGUGUUUUUGUGACGUCACUAGUUGAGCUUGCUAUUUCUGAGUAGGCAGGAAAAACAAGUUUGCAGGCGUUCUCCUCUGUCUUUCUACCCUCUCAACAACACGUCUCAGUUCCGCAGUUUUUACCACUGGGGCUUCUACAAGGCAGCGGAGGGCCCUGAUUCACAUUUGACUCUUUUUCUACAACAGCACACAAGACAACUGGACAACUUUCAAAGACUUGGUGAAGACAUCGCACCCCAUGGAACAGAUACAAUUGCAGAUAACGAGUGAGGAUGAUCCAAACCAAGGGUGUGUUUCUCCUAUGGAAGAAGACAACUUGCCGCAUACAAACAGGAACACUUUGAGCUUACCACUGUCCAUGUUGGAUGAGAGACAGGAGCAUCUGCGAGCAGACAAAGAGAGUGAGAGCUCCAUUGUGACAGAUCAAGCUGAUGGAAUAGAGCGGUUGACUCUUAACUCCAGUCCAGGCCCAUCUUUAAAUAAACCCAUCCAGUCAUAUCUACAUGAAGUCUUGCCAGACCUGCUCAGGAGUGGGAGUCCACUCCGCAGACGAGUGUCCAGUCCUGUGUCAGACACGUUGAAGCAGAUGCGUCGGGAGGUGGAGCUCUCCCGACGUAGGAGUCUGAAGAUAAAGGCCCAAGUGGAUAGACUGCAAGAACAGAGUCAGGAUGGCCUGGCCUGGAGUCAGCAGAGAGAACGGGUAGCGGAGGAGAUUCAGUCUAUAGUGAAGCUGCUGUUGCCUCUGACUGAUCUGGAGCCAGCAGCAGAGCCUGUCUCUCAGGACAGUCCAAUUGAUGCUGCACUGCUCCAGCUGCAGAAUGUAGCACGCACGCUCGCCUUCAACCACACAGCUCAUAGAAAAAACAAAGAUGGGAAAGUGGAAGAUGAUGGAGUGGUAUUACAACAAGCUCUCCGGGACAGAGAUGAUGCUCUUGCAAAGAAAAAAGCUAUGGAAUCAGAGCUUCUGAAAAGUAAGACAGAACUGAUGUUAUUGAACAACCAGUUACUAGAGGCUGUGCAGAGUAGGCUGGAUAUGGCCAUUGAGCUGGAGGCGUGGAAGGAUGAUGUGCAGACCAUCCUUCACCACCAUGUGUUGAGUCAGCAGCAAGCAGAACAAGCCCAGAAGAAGCCCAAAGGUUUCAGUGCACUCCGGCGCUCCAAACAAUAUAGCCCUGUCCAAUCACCAUCCCCCAGCCGAGCAUCCACUACAGCCUUCCAGUCCCCCAAUACACCAGUGGUCCAGCGCUGGAAAGAACGAUUGCGACGAGGGCGCACUCUUCGGCCAUCCUCGGAUACCUUUAACCAGUCAGUGAGCAGCAGCCCCAGUGGGUCUCAGACUCCAGGCAGCAUCAGUGAGGACAGUUUUCAAACAAUUUCUCUGACCUGAGCUUUAAGAUUGUUCCCACUUUUUAUUACAGUAUGUUUGAUUACUAUAAAAAAAGAGGUCAUGUCAUUAAUUUCUUGUUUUUUUUUUUAUGCAGUUCAUGUAAUUAUGUAUUUCCUUGCACUGAUUGGCACCAUUCCAAAGAAAUUACACUAGUUGCAAACUAGAAUUUUUUUUUUGAAAAAUAUGUUGUUGAAGUAUGAUGAACUUUU